AAUCUAUGUGCGCAAUUCGUCCUUGAUGAACGUUCGAAUAUUCACUCGUUAACAUGGUUCAACUGAACUUUUAUAUAAUGCUUUUACUACUUACUGUGGAUAAAGUUGCAGAAGUAUCUCUAGCAAGACAAAAUUAUAAUUCUCGUUUAUGUGUUGCAACCUGCUAUGCAAGAUGUAAAGAUUUAAAUUUUAAGGUAAGAUUUUCUUGAAUAUUUUAUUCAAAAAUGUAAUAUUUUAAUUAUCAAUACGAUUUUCUGAAAAUGCACAAUUAUACAAAUAUCUUUAUUUUUACAGCCUGCAUACUAUAGACCAUUGGUAUGUAUGUUUUAAUUUAAAUGGCAUGAAAAUUACCUUGUAUUUCGUCUGUAGAUUAAAUGUCAGAAUCAAUGUAGAACAUUAGAAAGUCAUACUUGUCUUACAAACUUUACCAACUGCCAAGAGAGGUGUGUGACAGAAGUUAGACGUAUUGUUCCCGACCCUAAUUGUAGAGAAUUAUGUGCUGACCCAUAUUUGCCAAAUAAGCCGUCACCUUUAAUUUCUUAUAAAAAUAAUCCAUACAUUGUAUUUGUCGAAUGGAAUGAGUCCUAUACUCUUAAUCAUAAUUAUUAUAUUGUUGAAAACUUGAACGUAGAAAAAUGCACUGGAAAUACGUGCGCAUGGAAACACAUCGAGACGACUUCUAAUACAACGAGCUACUUUUAUAUGGAUGUAUGCGAAAAUAGGAAGAUACGUGUUGCCUCAGUUAAUCAACAUGGUACAAGAGGAUAUUCCAAUCCUAUCAUAAGAACAAAUUUCCCUCAACCAAAAGUUCAACUUUUGGAUAAUUCGUUCGGCGCAACUUUUGAUGGUUACUAUUUUUAUAUAAAUGCAACUUGGACAACACCUUUAGAUUGGGAUGAAAGAGACAUUCAAGAAUACGUUAUUAAUCCACAAGUAGCGAAAUAUUGUGAACAUACGACCUUACCACCAGUUCCCAUUGUAGAAAGACGAGAUAAAUUUUCAGCCGAUAUACGAAUAUUUAUAUCUGGCUUUGGAUGUUUGUAUUAUUUUAAUGUGACUGCAAUUUCGAGAUGUGGAGUUAAAGGCAUUCCAGCUGUGUUUAGCGUUAAACUAGAGUGUCGAUCAAUUGAUGGAUUUGAUUGUCCAACUGAAAGACCCAAACAACCUCCACAAGUGCAAAACUUAACAGUUACUACCUUGUCCGGAUAUAAUAACGUUAGAGUGAGCUGGAGGCUGCCCUUAUGGAAUGAAUCCAGACCGGAUUACUAUUUUCUUAUUUGGGGACCUUCCGAAAAUUUUAUUGCUCUUGAUGAUGUAGAGAACACCAAGCUAAUGAAUGACACAAAUUUGACAGAUGUAUUUGAAACUGAGAUUCACGUUCAUAAUAUUACGCAACUAUACCUUUUAGGGGUGGCACCACGAAUUGGAAAGGUGAUUAAGGAUCCAGCCGAUCUUCGAGAUUCAGCGAUUGCUUUCGCAAACUUUUUAGUAGGAGAAAGUGUUGCUACUGAUACGCCUAACACAACAAACACAAAAGGAAUACUCAUUGGAGUACUUCUUGGAACAGCUGCAACCAUUUGUAUAGCAAUUACGAUUGGUUUGACUGUUGUACGAAAGAAGUUAAGAGAAAAACAAAGAAAACGAUCUAAUUUUUCGCCUAAUCCUUUUUAUUAUAAAUGUAAUGAGACGUCGGAUUCCCCUAAACCAGAUGCCUGGGAAGUAAAUAGAAAUGAUCUGCAGAUCAGUGAAAUAUUAGGCGAGGGUAAUUUUGGGCAAGUUGUAAAGGCAACUCUUAAAGGAAGAGAGAAGCCAGUUGCUGUUAAAAUGUUAUUAGAAUAUAGCUCUGUCCAUAGGCCGGACUUUCUUCGAGAAAUUCAGGUUAUGAAACAAGUUGGAGAGCACGAAAAUAUCAUUAAUAUGCUUGGAUGUAUAACAACCUCGGAGCCACCUUGCUUAAUAGUUGAACAUAUGCCAAAAGGCGACCUUUAUCAUUACCUACAAAAUGCAAAGACGGAAAACAAUCUUAUCAAUGUUGAUAAGCUUUUAAAUUUCUCCAUUCAAAUAGCUACAGCAAUGAGUUUCUUAUCGAGUAAGGGAUUUGUUCAUAGAGAUUUAGCAGCAAGAAAUAUUUUACUAGACGAAGGUGAUAAAAUAAAGGUUGGGGAUUUUGGUUUGGCAAGAUUUAUUCAGGAUGACAGAAUAUACGUAUGUCGUAAAGGAGCGAAACUUCCUGUUAAGUGGAUGGCUAUUGAAAGUAUCUUUGAUCUAAGUUUUAGCUCUCAAAGUGACAUAUGGUCUUUCGGAAUUGUCCUCUAUGAACUUAUAACGCAUGGUUCAACACCAUAUCCAUCAUUUUCAAAUGAAGAAUUACUACCUUGCCUAAAAGCAGGUUACAGAAUGCCAAAACCAACAGAAUGCCCUGAAAAAUUAUAUCAAUUAAUGAUACAAUGUUGGAAUGCAAUUCCCAAUAGAAGGCCGUCUUUUGAUAAACUAAAAAAUGAUUUGGAAGAGAUGCUAUCUUAAUUUUCAAAACAUUUAUGACAAACCUUUUUUUAUAAUUUAUAUCUCUUUUUCACUAAUUUUUUUUAAGUAUUUCUUGAUUGAUAAUUAAUUAAUGGUUAUAUAUUUUCUCCUUUUACUACAACCAUUGUCUCAACUUUAUCAUAGAAAUAUAUUACAAUGUACAUAACUGAAAAACUUGAAUGAAAAGUGACAAAAUAUUUGAAAUGUCAAAAUCAAAGAAAAGAAGAGAAUUUCUAUAUUAAUUUUAACAUUUUCGUAUAAAGUAGUUUGUACUUUUUUUAUUAUGAUUCUGCAAAACAAAAUAGAAAAUAGUAAACUAUUGGAAAAUUUAGUAUUCAUAUUGAUUUCCUGUGUAGUUUACAAUACUUCCUCAAGUAUAACUUGGCAUAUUGCGCCAUAUAAACGACUAUUGGAUUUAGUAUACAGCUGUUUCAAUAGCGAUAACUUUUUGGACGU
This is a messenger RNA of Dimorphilus gyrociliatus, 2979 nucleotides long. The record is from the annotation of a GenBank genome assembly. Lineage: Eukaryota; Metazoa; Annelida; Polychaeta; Dinophilidae.